ACGCGUAACCGUUAAAACGUGAAACGUCUGUGUAGCGGCAAUUUUUUAAGUAUCGCGCUAUUGUCUGUCUGUCUGUCUCUCCUUCUCCGUUGUCUGCGUUGCGUUUUUUUUAGUUGUGUCGUCUUUCGCUCAAUUUAAAUUAAACGCAGUCUUUUUUUAUUUUUGGUGUUUUGUUUUUUUUUGCUGUUGUUAUUUGCCAAAAAACAUGCAACGAAUUGAAGUGACCAGCGUCCUGAUCCUGGCAUUAGUUGCCUGCGGACAUGCCCUUGCCGUCGGUUCCCCCGAGUGCCCUGAGAAAUAUGGCGUGCAAGCUUACGCACACACCGAGAACUGUGAUCAGUUCUUUCUCUGCACCAAUGGCACACUGACUUUGGAGACUUGCGAGAAUGGUUUGCUCUUCGAUGGCAAGGGGGCGGUGCACAAUCACUGCAACUACAAUUGGGCCGUGGACUGCAAGGGACGCCAGUGGGAUCCGACACCAAUCUCGACGCCUGGCUGCGAAUAUCAGUUCGGUUUGUAUGCCGUGUCCAAGGAAUGCUCGACCACCUACAUCAAGUGCGCCCAUGGCGAACCCCACGAACAGGAUUGCGACGCUGGCUUGGCUUACGAUGAGCGCAUCCAUGGCUGCAAUUGGCCCGACCAACUGCUCGAUCACUGCAAUCCUGAGGCUGUUGUCGGCUUCAAGUGCCCAACGAAAGUGGACCCCAACUCGGUUGCCGCACGCUUCUGGCCCUUCCCCCGCUUCCCCGUGUCGGGCGAUUGUCACCGUUUGAUCACCUGUGUUGAGGGCUACCCGCGUCUCAUUAGCUGCGGCGAGGAUAAGGUAUUCGAUGAGCAUACGCUUACCUGUGAGGAUCCCGAAUACGCCAGCGGUGGCUGUGCCAACUAUGGCAAAUAGUGUUGUUGGCGCA
This is a messenger RNA of Drosophila sulfurigaster albostrigata, 911 nucleotides long. RefSeq names its product protein obstructor-E. Gene Ontology annotation, cellular component: extracellular region. NCBI's taxonomy places the organism in Eukaryota, Metazoa, Arthropoda, Insecta, Diptera, Drosophilidae. Bases 206 to 898 code for a protein of 230 amino acids. The record is from RefSeq and is a predicted model, not a curated record. Gene Ontology annotation, molecular function: chitin binding. The transcript is spliced from 4 exons.